This is a messenger RNA of Aplysia californica (California sea hare), 1690 nucleotides long. Its product is annotated as branched-chain-amino-acid aminotransferase, cytosolic. Gene Ontology annotation, cellular component: mitochondrion. Gene Ontology annotation, biological process: L-leucine biosynthetic process; L-valine biosynthetic process. Gene Ontology annotation, molecular function: branched-chain-amino-acid:2-oxoglutarate transaminase activity. The record is from RefSeq and is a predicted model, not a curated record. NCBI's taxonomy places the organism in Eukaryota, Metazoa, Mollusca, Gastropoda, Aplysiida, Aplysiidae.
AUCUUGACUCCACCUUUUCCAGAAUGGGAUCUUCCGUGGCACACAUUUCAUCAUCAGCCCGCGUCAAACGAAGGUGAAGGGAGAUAACUGUUUCGCCAUGCGCUUGCUGAGAACGCCUCCUGAACACAAAACGAACGCCGGGCGUCUUUGUGGUUUUCGUGCAGUUUUCGACGGUUCUAAAAUUGUUUUGCAGUAACAGUUGUGCAGCUGUUAGUGAUACCCUUGAUAUCUCUCAUCUUCGGCCUGUUUUCUCACCAUCCCGACGUUCCGAUCACUAACUUGCGAGCAUCACACGCCAUCCAAAUCAGAACGGACCGCGAGUUUCUUCACUACUGACUACAUUUCUCAGCAGUCCAUCUAUCAGGCGGACGAGCUCCAGAUCCGACUGACCAACACGCCGUCGGUCAAGCCGGACAACGACAAGCUCAAGUUUGGCGCGCACACCAGUGACCACCUGCUGGAGGUGGACUGGACGGAGAAACAUGGCUGGUCAGCUCCGGUCAUCAGGCCAGUGGAGCCGCUGCGGAUCCACCCAGCUGCUAAAGUGCUGCACUACGCCUGUGAGCUGUUCGAGGGUAUGAAGGCGUACCGCUGUGUGGACGGCAAGAUCAGAAUGUUCAGGCCCAUGGAGAACAUGGAGCGUAUGGCUGCGUCUGCUGGCCGAUCUGCCCUGCCGAGGAAGAGUUGGUCACCCCACCCCUGGAGUCUGGCCUCAUCUUACCUGGGGUCACUCGCAAGUCUCUGCUCAACCUGGCGCGAGAGUGGAAUGAGUUCAAGGUCUCAGAGCAGACGCUGACGAUGGCUACCUUUGUCAAAGCUGUGAAUGAAGGACGGGUGAAGGAAGUGUUUGGGGCUGGCACGGCCUGUAUCGUGUGCCCGGUGAACAGAAUCCUGUACCAAGGUGAAGAGCUGCACCUCAGAACCAUGGACGACCCUGAACACCUGACUCAGCGCUUCUACAAGGAGAUCAACGAUAUCCACUUCUACCGCAAGCCUCACGAAUGGAUGGAGCCAAUUGAAGAGGAUGUUUCCGAGGCGGUGCGCAAGUUUAGUGCCCAGUGAAAACCUGAGUGAUGUGAUCGCCAAGGGAAGCACUGGAAAAGAAAGCAAGGAAGCUGCUAACACUGUGAAUGGCGAGCUGGCAGGUCAUGUGGCUGAAAUGGACGACAGCCAGUGACAACUUUGUGUUUCUACAAGUACCCUUUGACUGAUCAAGUGACUUGGGUGACGGGUUUUUUUCAUGUCGUGCAUUCGGCACUUGUGGAGUGCAACCUGAUCACUGUUUGUGUUAUGUUUACUUUUUGGUCCUGCACUGGCUUUUAAUUCAUUAUCUCCAUCGCAAGUGAACGGAAUAUAGACUCAGUUUUAUUCACACAGCCAUUGGUGGCUCUUUGAGAAGAGUGAAAGCUUUAAUAAACCCCUGUUUAAUCAUAAACUAAAAGCUGCCCUGUCACCUCUCUGGGUAAAGGUAAGAUGGAGGAAAUUUAUUGCUGGGAGAGCUUUUCAUGCCUGUUUGGGGGCUCUUAAAAACACCUUUGUGCUUGCCUUUUGGUGUUGCAAGGGGCAUAAAAUCUACACAACUGCGCCCAUUUAUUUUUCACCAUAUUGUUGAUAUUUUGUGUCAUGACACACUGAAAUCAGGCGCUCGUCAAUUUUUUGGGCAUAUGGUGUUAUUGGUAUCAUCUUAAAA